AUGUUUUUAGACCAAGAGCAUGAAUACGCUGAUCCUCUCCAUACAUCCAAUUACUUUAAUGAUAAAACACUGAUAGCUGAGGAGGAAGUGGACAUGCCAAAUAAUAUUAGAAGAUCACUGAGUGUUGGAAAUCUGGAUCUGGAUAAAUUAGAGAACUUUUGUAAAUUAAGAAGUGGGAGAGUUUAUAGAAAAAGUGAUGAGAACCUUACAAGACUAGCCCAACCCAAGAGAAAUUACGGCUCUGAACAAAAUUUAAGCAGAAAUGAAUAUGUACCCAUGGCGGAAGCUGUUAAUAGGUUUCAGCAUGGUACACCAAAAAGGUUUCGUUCUAGACCCAAUUUGUUAGGCGAACCGUCACAACUGACAAUACCACAUUCUCCAAAAUUAAUAACAUCAAUUAGAGGACGACCUGUACCUGAUUAUGUACUAUCUCAAAAUCAAAAAGAACAACUUGAAUUUGAAGAAGCUAAAAAGUCUCAGUUUAAAGCCAAUCCUAUGAAUAAGAAUAUUUUCAAAACUCCUGUAGUGUAUAAUGCAAAAGUAAAAAAAUCAACCAUACCAGAGCCUUUUAAAUUAACAGCUCCACCUAAAAAAAUCGGCCCUUCUCCAGUUAAAAAAGUACCAGAAUUCCAUGCCAAACCUGUACCGAAAUAUCUAUUAGAGCCUCAAAUACCCACAAAUAAAGCACCUCUUCGAAUCCACGUUACUAAACCUCAUACACCGUCAUUCAUGAGACACAGAUCUCAUUCACCCAAGAGAACUCCACAAAACAAGAACGAGACGUUACAACCACAACAAAAUAAGUUGAAAUCAACUAGGCCUGUUCCAUUUAGUUUCGAGACCAGAGACAAACACAUAAUGUCGAAAAAGGACCAACUAAUUCAAAAAGUUUUGGAAGCUGAGAAGAAGGCUAGGGAAUUUCACGCCAAACCAAUACCUAAGUCUAUUUUGCAGCCCACGAGAGCUUUCUCAAUGGCCACAAAAAAUAAAGCUGAUGAUACAGUAAACACAACAAUCUUCAAAGCCAAGCCUCCGACUGUACUCUACAAGAAGCCAUUUGAACCGAAACGAGAAGAUAGACCUCUGCUCGAAAUAGAGCAUUUCGUUUUGAACACCGACGUUAGAUUUAGAGAAAGGGAACACUUUGACCAGAUGAUUAAGUUCAAGGAAAAACAAUUGUUGAGGCUGCGGGAAGAAGAAGAGUUGAAAAGGAGACGAAAAGAGGCUGACGAGAUUCAAAGAGCUCGAAAAAACGCCGAAUUCAAAGCGCAAGAAAUAAAAAAAUAUAAAGAAAUGGUGAUUAAGCCGUCUAUGAAACUUACACAGCCAAUUUCUCCAAAAUUAUCGAAUAAGACUAAGAAUAGGUCUGCCAACAAAGAAAAUACACCUUGAAUAUAAAAACUAUUAAAGUAUAUAUUAUUAACCAUAUUAAACAUAAGAUAUCAGAGUGACGGAAAAUUAAGAUUGAUGUAAAAAUGUUUCUGCUAAUAAUUAUUAAAAUGUGUUUUUAUGCCAUAAUCUAAAAAAGUAUUCAUAAUUUUCCUAAGCUCUACAUAAAUAUUAAAGCAGUUUUACCUAUUUAUUUUAUUUUUUAAACUUUUAUAUUUUAUGUGUUAACUUUUUUAUUGUAUAUAUGCUUUUUAAAAUGUG
Psylliodes chrysocephalus is the source of this 1650-nucleotide messenger RNA. The record is from the annotation of a GenBank genome assembly. NCBI's taxonomy places the organism in Eukaryota, Metazoa, Arthropoda, Insecta, Coleoptera, Chrysomelidae.